This is a messenger RNA of Trichechus manatus latirostris (Florida manatee), 4608 nucleotides long. RefSeq names its product integrin alpha-M. The record is from RefSeq and is a predicted model, not a curated record. Lineage: Eukaryota; Metazoa; Chordata; Mammalia; Sirenia; Trichechidae. Gene Ontology annotation, biological process: cell-matrix adhesion; cell adhesion mediated by integrin; integrin-mediated signaling pathway. Bases 95 to 3556 code for a protein of 1153 amino acids. The transcript has 30 exons. Gene Ontology annotation, cellular component: external side of plasma membrane; integrin complex. Gene Ontology annotation, molecular function: integrin binding.
ACUUCUCUUUUUUUUCUGCCCUUCCUGGCUUUGGCGGCUCUCCUGAGGUAGCUCAGUAGCACCUGGAGCCCUGCGGUUCUUGCUCCUUUCAGCCAUGACUAGCAAAUUCUUUCUGUUGACAGCCCUGGCCUUAUGUCAUGGGUUCAACCUGGACGUGGAAAAUGCAAUGACCUUCCAAGAGAAUGCAAGGGGUUUUGGACACAGUGUGGUCCAGUUUGAGGGAUCAAGGGUGGUGGUUGGAGCCCCCCAGGAGAUAAAGGCUCCCAACAAAACUGGCAUCCUCUACCAGUGUGACUACAGCAUGGGCAAGUGUGAGCCCAUCCCCCUGGAGGUCCCCUUGCAGGCUGUGAAUAUGUCCUUGGGCCUGUCUCUGGCAGCCACUACUACCCCCUCCCGUCUGUUGGCCUGCGGCCCCACUGUGCACCUAAUCUGCAAGGAGAACAUCUAUCUGAAUGGCUUCUGCUUCAUGUUUGGAUCUAACCUACUUCAGCAGCCCCAGACGUUUCCUGAGACCCUUGCUGGAUGUCCUCGACUGGAGACUGACAUUGCCUUCUUGAUUGAUGGUUCUGGUAGCAUCAGCCCAAAUGAGUUUGAGCAAAUGAAGAAGUUUGUCUCAACUGUGAUGGACCAAUUCAAAACGUUCAAAACCUUGUUCUCUUUGAUGCAGUACUCCGAAAAGUUCUGGACCCAUUUCACCUUCAAGGAUUUCGAGAAAAAUCCCAACCCAAGAUCGCUGGUGACACCAAUAAGACAACUGUCGGGGAGGACACACACUGCCACAGGAAUCCGCAAAGCAGUAAGGGAACUGUUUCACAGCAGCAACGGGGCCCGGGAGGAUGCCCGUAAGAUCCUAGUUGUCAUCACAGAUGGAGAAAAGUAUGGUGAUCCCUUGGGCUACGAGGAUGUCAUUCCCGAAGCGGACAGAGAAGGGGUCGUCCGCUAUGUCAUUGGGGUGGGAGAUGCCUUCAGUAGUGAGAAAAACCGUGAAGAGCUUAGAACCAUCGCAUCCAAGCCAUCUUCUGAACACGUGUUCCAGGUGAAUAACUUUGAAGCUCUGAAGACUAUUCAAAACCAGCUGAAAGAAAAGAUCUUUGCAAUUGAGGGUACUCAGACAGGAAGCACCAGCUCAUUUGAGUAUGAGAUGUCUCAGGAAGGCUUCAGUGCUGCCAUCACUUCUAAUGGUCCCUUGCUGGGUGCCGUGGGGAGCUUUGACUGGGCUGGUGGAGCUUUUUUGAGAACUUCAAAGGAUAAAGCCACCUUCAUCAGCACAACCAGGGUGGAUUCAGACAUGAAUGAUGCUUACUUGGGUUAUGCUGCCGAAGUCAUCCUGAGAAAUUGGGUACAGAGUCUGCUUCUGGGGGCACCUCGAUAUCAACAUACUGGUAUGGUGGUGAUGUUCAAACAGGAUGCUGGAACCUGGAAGACCAAUGGUGUUGUCAAGGGGAGCCAGAUCGGCUCCUACUUUGGGGCCUCCCUCUGCUCCGUGGACAUGGACAUAGAUGGCAACACCGACCUGAUCCUCAUCGGGGCCCCCCAUUACUAUGAGCAGAGCCGGGGGGGCCAGGUGUCUAUCUGCCCCUUGCCCCGGGGGCAGCGGGCCAAGUGGCAGUGUAAGGCUGUUCUCUUGGGGGAGCAGGGCCAUACUUGGGGCCGCUUUGGUGCAGCCCUGACAGUGCUGGGGGACGUAAAUGGGGACAAGUUGACAGACGUGGCCAUUGGAGCACCAGGGGAGCAGGAGAACCGAGGUGCCGUCUACAUAUUUCUUGGAGCAUCAGGGCUGGGCGUCAACCCCUCCCACAGCCAGCGGAUUGCAGGCUCCCAGCUGUCUCCCAGGCUCCAAUAUUUUGGUCAGUCACUGAGUGGUGGCCAGGAUAUCACACUGGAUGGUCUGGUGGACCUGGCUGUAGGAGCCCAGGGGCAUAUGCUGCUGUUCAGGUCCCAGCCGGUAUUAAGAGUCGAGGUGACCAUGGAGUUCACACCCAGAGAAGUGGCAAGGAAGGUAUUUGAGUGUCACGGACCGGUGGCGAGAAACCAGAAUGCUGGGGAGGUCAGAAUCUGCUUCCGUGUCCGCAAAAUCACACGGGACCGACUGACAGUAGGAGAGAUCCAAAGCAUUAUCACUUAUGACCUGGCUCUGGAUGCUGGCCGCCCAAAUCCCCGUGCCGUCUUUGAUGAGACAAAGAACUCUACAUAUAGACAAACACAGACCUUGGCAUUGAUGGAGAAUUGUGACACCCUGAAGCUACAGUUACCGGAUUGUGUAGAGGACCCAGUGACUCCCAUUGUCCUGCGCCUCAACUUCUCUCUGGAGGGGCGGCCCUCACCCUCUUUCGGGAAUCUCCGGCCAGUGCUGGCUAUGGAUGCUCAGAGACUCUUCACAGCCUUGUUCCCCUUUGAGAAAAAUUGUGGCAAUGAUGGUAUCUGCCAGGAUGACCUCAGCGUCACCUUCAGUUUUAUGAACCUGGACACACUGGUGGUGGGUGGUUCCCGGGACCUCAAUGUGACUCUGACUGUGAGAAACCAGGGCGAGGACUCCUACAGGACUCAGGUUGCCUUCUUCUACCCACCUGGCUUGUCUUAUCGGAGAGUGUCAGGGGCCCAGAACCAGCGCUCACAGAGAUUCUGGCGCCUGUCCUGUGAGUCUGGGCCCUCCCAUGAAGGGCCUGGGACCCUGAAGAGCGUCAGCUGCAACAUAAACCACCCCAUCUUCCCAGGCAACUCCGAGGUCACCUUUAAUACCACUUUCGAUGUGGACUCUGAUGCUUCUUUUGGAAACAAAUUACUCCUCAAAGCCAAUGUGACCAGUGAGAACAACAUGCCCAAGACCAAAAAAUCUGAAUUCCAGCUGGAACUGCCUGUGAAAUAUGCUGUCCACACAGUGGUCACCAGCCUUGAGCACUCUACCAAAUAUCUCAACUUCACAGCCUCAGAGAGCACCAGCCGGGUUGUGGAGCAUCAAUAUCAGUUCAGUAACCUGGGGGACAGGAGCGUAUCCAUCAGUGUGGUCUUCUGGGUCCCCGUUCUGCUGAACCAGGUGAAGGUGUUGAAAGAACUCCAGGUUGACUUCUCCCAGAACAUCUACAAUUCAUCCUACACUGAAGAAAGAUUUCCUCCUCACACUGACUUCCUGGCUGAGAUUAAGAAGACCUCAGUUGUGAACUGCUCUAUUGCAGUCUGCAAGAGAAUACAGUAUGACAUCCCUUCCUUCAGCAUCCAGGAAGAAUUCACCGUCACCCUCAAAGGCAACCUCUCAUUUGACUGGUAUAUCAAGACUUCGAAUAACUACCUCCUGGUUGUGAGCACAGCUGAGAUCUUGUUUAACAAUUCGGUGUUUACCCUGCUUCCAGGACAGGAGGCAUUUGUGAGGGCCCAGACACAGACCAAAGUGGAGCAGUAUGAAAUUCACAACCCUGUACCGCUUAUUGUGGGCAGUUCCGUGGGGGGACUGUUGCUUCUGGCCCUCAUCACCGUGGGACUGUACAAGCUUGGCUUCUUCAAACGGCAGUACAAGGACAUGAUGAGUGAAGCUGCUCCUCAAGCGGCCCCACCCCAGUAACGGCUCCUUCCCUACUGAGCAACUUCUGCAAGGAGCAGAUCUUUGGUCAGGCCAUCGUGCAGGCCCCCAGGCUGCUGGACAGACAUAUCCAUUAGGAGAUUGGAGUUGUGACGUCUAACCCAGAAAAGACCUGCUUGAGUUUCCAUUAGUGUGUGUGUGUAUGUGUGCAAAUGUGUGUGAGGGUGUAUGACUCAGAUGUCUAUUGCAUAGAGGCAAAUGCCUUCAGCACAACCUCUCUGGCUGAAGAGAAUUGCUUGGGCUUCCUUGUCUGUGUGGGUGAAGACACUGUUGGGCCUUCCAGGAUGGAAGUGAUGGCAGCUCUUGUGGGUAAAAAUAAAGAGAAGCACAACAGAUCCUCUCUUAAGUGAAAACUUCCUUCAUGGGCGAGUGCACAGUCCUGCAGGGGCCUGUGCUGCUGGGACUGAGCUGCCGUGGAGAAGCCACUGGUGGAGCCAGGUGCUGGUCAGCCAGCAUGAGCCUGUCCCAGCCCAUCGCACACUCCAGCUGAUGGGCUCAAUAAACAUGUCAAAUGAGCAAUGAUAGACCUCCCUUUAUCUAUUCUUUCAUUUGUUAUUUUAAUGUUACUUCUAUUUUUUUUGUAUUGAUAAACCUGUCUAUGUAUAAAAAUCAAAAGAAGUGCAAGAGUAUAUGGUGAAAAUCCUCUCCCCCACCCCCACCUCCACACCAUUCAAGCCCCUUCCUUACAGGCAGCCAAUGUUAUGUAUUUUUGGGUCUCCUUCAGAAAGAUUCUAAGCCUAUGCAACAUACAUACACACAGGUUCAUGCACAGGCCCACACCUAAGCGUUUUCACACAAAUGGCAGUAUUAUUUAUGCAGUUCUUCACUUUGCUUUUUCUUUAAUAUAACUCAGACAUUGCUUUAUAUCAAGACAUAAAUUGACUUUUAAUUAUUUUGUACAGCUGCAUAGUAUUUCUUGGUGUGUGUGUCUCAUAACAUAUUUAAUCAGUCUCCUUUUUGAUGUAUUAUUUCCAAUCUCUUGCUAUUACAAUAAUGCUGAAAUAAUAAAUUGAAUAUAUGUGAUUUUUAUAUAU